ACAUAAGUAGGAAGCUAGUACGUGGUAUUUAGCCAGCUUCACAGUUGCAGUCAUGACUUGAUUAUGCAGUUAAUUUUAUAUUAUGUGAACUCUGAACAGCUCGCUCAGUAUUGAAUUUCUUUCCAUUCCGCACCAACAUUAACGCAUCAAAGUUAAAUCAGCUGGCUAACAAAUGCUAGCUAGCUAGCUGGUUAAGAGCGAAUGGUCCCCAUAGCUAGCCAAUUUACAGUAAACUGGGUUAUAUUAUGCAUUCACUGAAUUAACGUUAUCAUUCAUUUGUUUGUUUUGUUUCACGAAUCGGUUAAUUUCACUGAUCGUCAAAGAAGUCGCACGGAAUUGAUGCAGUCUAACCUAGCUAACUAUUAGUCAGGCAAUCCAAAUGUGAGCCAGUACAGGCUAACUUCUGUGAUUUGCGACCGUUAUGAAUUUGUUAGCUUGCUGUCUAGCUUGUAAAAUAAGAUUUUUUCUUGAUAUUUAUAAGUAGGAACACAUCUAGCUCGCUAACCAGAAAUAUAUGAACGUACAAAAAUGGAAGCGAAUGAGUGAAAUUGUGAAUUAGUUUACACUGAAAGAAAACUGGCUCUUGGAUAAGCGAGGUAAAUUAUAUCGUUUAGCUAGCUCGCUGUGUUGCGUGUACUCUUCAGGUUCCCAACAGAAAUGCGCUGCUGUUGUUGUACCCGCAUAAAGCUAUAAUAAAAUUACAUUUACUGCAAUGCUUGUUAAAUGGUUAACUAUGAAACAGUGUGUUACGUUGUCGUAAAGAUUAUCCGAACCGUGAAGAAUGCCUGACUUUACAUUCUGCAACGAUGUGACUGCUAAGCAAAUCUAUCGCUGUUUCCGUCGCAGAACUUCCGACACAAGCAAUAUCCUACCAAAGAAGAGUGAUUGCCUGACCCGCAAGCGUAGUGACGUGUUACCACUGUGUGUUUCUUUCAUCAGAUUGCUCCUGAAAUGAACUGGGACAGUGAGCUAAAUUCUGUACUGUCUGCUGCAGAAAGCAGUGUGGCCAAAAUCCGGAGACAACUGGCUACACCAGGGAAAUAUCCAAAAGAUAUGAUUCCGGAGAGAGAGGUAUCUCAUAUGACGGAUUUUAAGCCUCCCCCUCCACCACGGCCCUUGCCCUCCCUCGCACUCAGUCCAGCACCACAGUGGGAGGACUUGGCCGGAAUCCAGGCCCAGCUCCAAAGCCAAAACCAGGCCAUUGAGUCCCUUACCAAGGCCUUGCGCUCCAUGGAGAGCGAGCGACAGUCCCAGCAGCUCCACCUACAGGCCUUAAAGGAGGAGCUGCGGCGGUUGCGCGAGCGCGAGGAGGCCAGGGAGCAGGAGAGGGUCGGAGGGAGCGCGAUCGCGUGCGCCAGCCCGGGAGCGGAGCGCAGGAUGGAGAACUGGAAGAGGGAGGUGGGCCGAGAGCUGAGCAGCCUGAGAGGCCAUAUCGACCGAGCCGUUUCCCUCACCCACCAGGAGGAGAGUUUCAGCAGCAAAAUGCAGAGGGAGGAAAUUGAACAGCUGAGGAGAGAGGUGGAUCAGCUCAAACAACAGCUGAGGAGGCAGGAGGAAGACAUGUUCCGUCAGCAGUCAGAGACCAGAGAGGCGAGGAGGCAGAGUGAGCGCAGCUGCAAGACCCUGGAGAGUCUGACUGACUGCUACAGGACACACAGUCUGGACCUCACCAGAACCAUGUCCCAGCACCAGAGCACACAGGAGGACAUACGUCAGCUCAGGUUGAGCGUUUCGGAGCUCAAGGACGAGGUGAGGGGAUUGACUCUCAGAGACAGGCGUCCCGCACCUGUGCUGACGAGACCAAAAGCAGCCGCGAGCCGGAGCGAGGAGCGCCGCGGGGAGGCGUCUGGCUCCGAUUCGGAGGGGGAUUGGAGCCCCACCCCCAGUCUGGGGGAGGUGAGCUCGGACGACCCGUCCUGGGGGGCGGAGAGAGACCCAGGUCCACAAGGCAAACGACAAGACUUCAGUUCCCAACUGGAUGAAAGUGACGAUGGUGAAGCAAGCCUGGAGGAAAAGGGGGAAGAGGACAGUAUAGAUCUGGAGGGGGACCUGGAAGCUCUGUCAGACAGCCCUGCAGAACUCAAUCUCAGUGACCUCUGACCUUUACCAGUCAACCAGGUCACCUUCCCUGUGCCAGCUCCCUGACCAGAUAUGGAGGAAUGGAGGUUACUGUUAAUCACCUGAACGGAAUGUCUGGAAUUGGGGCUCUUGGAAUAACUUGGUAUUGUGUAAGCUUACGGGAUAAGCUAACUUGUUUAAUUUGUACUCUGGUCUCAGUGUAAGUAUUUCAUAUCAGUACUUGGACCGCAUGGUGCAGCAACACAGUAUUUUCCUCUGGGUGUAUGUCACGCCUUAUAUUCUUUUGAGAAUACAAAUAUAGCAGUUUUUAUCCAGAGAACACGAAAACCCAAAUGGCACCCAUGCGCGGAGUGCAGCAGUUACACUAAGCCUGAAAUCACUUGGGUUAGCCCUGAAUCGCUAAUGCUAACACAUUACUGAGCUAACUUGCAUGGUACCGCUUUCAACUUGCUGCCACUGUAUUGGUCUAUGGGUCCCUGCGCACCAUAUUUGGACUCUAUGUCAUGUGACAAAUAACUGAGGAAUUGGGAUAAAGAUGGUUAUUUUUGUUUAUCAUGUGGAAUAGACUUUUUUUUAAAAAAGUGAACACAUUUCCCAGCCAAAAUCCCAAUCGGCUCACAGUUGCGGUUCUGUAUAACCACACACAAAUGUGGAUGACUUCACACGUCUUUGCAGACAACGUGUUGCAUCGAAAGCAAACUCAGAGGAACUGAGGUAUUAUGUGCUGUUGUUUUUCUCUGGGUUAGAUGCCGUUGGAAGGGAGGAUCUUGCACAAAAUGCACAAGAUGUAAAAACAGUGUAUGGUGGUACCUAGGAAAUUAUUUGCCUUUAUUCCUUUCGGUACCUGUAGAUAUAACUUCUGGAAAGUCUUUAUUCCAUUUAUAGCGAGCAUGGAUUGGAAAUGGCACCCUUGAUAUGUUCGUACAAACGAGCAGUGUUCCUACAUGUAGGCUUACAUGGGUGUUACCCCAAGGCUGUUAAAUAUUGCAGAAGCGCUCUGGCGGUGCUCUGAUUAUUCACACUAAUUAGUGUCGGAGGGAAGCGCCACAGAUCUGCAGCCAGACACCCCCUAUGGAGGGAACAGCCCCGCAGAGACACACACACACUCACACACACCACACACACAUGCACACCCACAUGAACACGCACACACACACACAUACCCACAUGCACACGCACACUCACACACAAACCACACACACGCGCAAACGCGCACACACACACAUACGCACACACACACGCACACACAGACACACAGACUGCUGUACUGGAGUGGGGCAUUACUGUGUGGAUGUCAACUUUAGUUAUUGUUCAGAAAGACAGUGCCAUCAUUGGAGAUGAUGGGCUUUCAUUUGUUCAAUUGAAAAAUUACUACAGCUUUUAUUUUGGAUGGUAAGGCUUGAAAACGAUGUGUGACAAGUUCAUGCAAUAAAGCUUACCGUUGAACUAG
Molecule: messenger RNA, 3529 nt
Organism: Anguilla anguilla (European eel)
Lineage: Eukaryota; Metazoa; Chordata; Actinopteri; Anguilliformes; Anguillidae
Product: leucine zipper putative tumor suppressor 2
Exons: 11
Coding region: 952-2100 (382 amino acids)
Source: RefSeq, a predicted model, not a curated record